UGUAGUUUCCCGCCAAGGAACAGCUUUAGUAGGGCCAUUCUCGUAUGGCGCAGAUAACCGAUACUUGUGUUUAAUUUGUCCAUAUUAUUUUAAAGUAAUUGUUCAUAAUAUUCUCCGUGCAAAAUGGGAGAGUCGGAAGAUAUGGAGGAUUCAACUUACAGUAGACAUCAAGAUUUAUGUCAGAAAUUAAAUAUGGAUGCAACUGCUGCUUCGGAAGCUUGGAGAUCUUACGAAACUAUUCGACAAAAUUAUACGUUAGAGGGUGAUCAGCUUCAUUGGAUAGGAUGCGCUUUAUAUGUAGCAUGCAGAAAAUCUUCUACACCAAUGGUUGGAAGAACAGGUAGUAGUGUAGAAGGAAAUUGUGUAUCUUUAACUCGUCUUCUACAAUUAUGCAAUCUACCAUUAAUACAGUUUUUUACAAAAAGCAAGUCUUGGGCAGAUAUGGCUAAUAUGCCUCAAGAUUUCCGAGAAAAGAUUGAAAAACUAGAAGGGAACUUUUCAGUUUCUAUGGUGAUUUUUAAAAAGUAUCAGCCAAUUUUUACGGACAUAUUUAAAGAUCCAUCUGAUGACAUUUUAAGACCAUCUAGAUCAAGAAGAAAUAAAACUUAUCCUUGUACGCCAUCUAGAGUUUUUGAAUUUUGUUGGACGUUAUUUAUUUGUAUAAAAGGAGCUUUCCCUGAUAUUUCUGAUGAUUUAGUUAAUUCUUAUCACUUACUUUUGGCUUGUUGUGACCUUAUAUAUGCCAAUGCUUUGAUAGCAAAUAGGAAAGAUCUUCUGAAUCCUAAUUUUCCUGGUUUACCAUCAAAUUUUAAUGACGAAAAUUAUAUACCACCACAAAAUCCAAAUUGUAUUAUUAACUUGUUAUGUGAGCGUCAUGAAGCUGUUUCUGUUGAAGCUAAAUGUAUCAAAGAAUAUCACUUGAAGAAUCACGUUAAUAAAUUAUUUAAUGAGAGAAUUCUUCGUGGAGAUCCAUCAAAUUUUUCUGGUAUUCUAGAAGCUUUGAAUUUUGAUGGCAAUAGCAAAGCUGUCAAUAAAGCAUAUGAGCAACAUGUAUUGAGUAUUGGAGACUUUGAUGAAAGAAUAUUUCUAGCAGAGUGGAGGCGAGUGAGGCUAGGCGGAAUAUCAAGCUUGGAAAUAGUUGGAGGAGAUAUUGUUUGUCGUACUAAAUUUGCAAAACCUAUGCCUGUGAAAGGUCAAGAUGCUGGUGACAAUAUUGGCUCACCCGCACAGAGUAGUAGUAGUAGCGAUGUUCAUGAUCAAUUUCAGUCAAAACGAGAUCAUUAUGCAGGGCAAAUACAACAUCUAGCUCCUCCAACUCCAUUAACAGGUCGCAAAUACCUCAAACCAAAGGAUGUAUCAAAUGUAACACCAGUCUUUACUGCUACUCAAAGUGUAAUCCGACUCCAGGCCAUGUUAGCUGGUCAGUCUUCACCAAGCACGAAUUUAUUACAAAUAUUUAAUAAUUGCACCCAAGAUGUCAGAACAUUUGUAACAACGAAAGUAAAAGAGAUAGGUGAAUUAUUUUGUGCUAAUUACACCAAAAGUUCAGAUACUAGUGAAAGUUCGACUCUAGAUUUUGGAAGAAAACGUCUUUAUUUAGGACAAACUCUCUUCUAUAAAUUUUUAGAAAUGAUUCUUAAUGAUGAAAAACGUAAAAAGCCUAAUUAUGAUAUUACAAAUUUACUUAUGAACGAAAGAUUUAUACGAUGUUUAUUCGCUUGCUGCUUAGAAAUAGUUAUUUACUCGUAUAAAAGUAACGAUAAAGUGUUUCCAUGGAUAUUAAAGGCCUUGGAUUUAGAAGCUUAUUAUUUCUACAAAGUUAUAGAAAUCAUAGUACGAGCGGAAGAACAAUUACCACGUGAUGUUGUAAAACAUCUAAGCCAAAUAGAAGAAAGAAUAUUAGAAGCCCUAGCUUGGCAAAAAAAUAGUCCAUUAUGGCAGGCCAUUGAAUCUACCAUUGGUGAAGUACCUAGUUGUGAAGACGUUUCUCUACCUGGUACAUUAGAAACAGUUGAUCCAAAUACUGCAGGACAACCAGUAAAGAGAAUUGCUUUAGAUCGUGGACCUAACCAUGAUAUACAACAAAGUCCAAUUUCUUCUGCAUCCGAAAGAUUUCAAUCGCCAAUAACGACAUCAGGCGUAGCUAAAAAACGUUUAUUUCCUGAUACGAGAACUAGCGGGCAGAGUGUUUUACGUGUAUCUUCUAAAGUCGUAUUUGAUGGUAAUUCUCGAAUACUUCUAGCAUUACCUGAUCAACUUACAGUGCCAAGGACAUCUGCUUCACAGACAACAACUAAUUUAUCACAAAUCACAUCAGUUACUAAAGAAGUUGGAAAACCAAAAAAAACCGGCUCCGUUGCCUUAUUUUUUAGAAAAUUCUAUAAUCUCGCAUGUGUACGUAUGCAGGAUCUCUGUAAUUCCUUAGAUAUUACAGAUGUAGAUUUACAGAAAAAAAUAUGGACAAUCUUUGAAUAUUCGAUAAAGGAACGCACGGAGUUAAUGAGAGAUCGACACCUCGAUCAAAUUCUUAUGUGUGCAGUUUAUGUGAUAUGUAAAUUAGUUAAGAUGGAGAAAAAUUCUUUUACCGAAAUCAUGCGAUGUUAUCGUUUACAACCACAAGCAGAGUCUCACAUAUAUAGGUCAGUACUUAUUUGCAAGGGACCGCAAGAAAUAAAAUCAAAUGUUGAAGCAUCAGGAAGUAAUGAAGUUCCAGCCGAUGAGGAAGCUAAUGUGGCACCACCAACACCGACAAAUAUGGCAGGAACAUCGCAAGAUUUUGGAACGGAAAGACGUGGAGAUCUAAUUAAAUUCUAUAAUACAGUAUAUGUGCCACAAGUUAAGGAAGUUGCAAAUAAAUUAGGAUUGGCACGUGGAAGUACUCAAACUCUUACUCUAAGCCCAUUACCUAAAAGUAAAGUUCGUGCUAAUUCUCCAGUGAGACGUGUUACAGACAGUAUUUUGACACGUACGCUUGAUCCAAAAGCAAUCAGUGCAUCUCCUGCGCCACAAUUAAGCUAUUGUUUUAGUCGCAGUCCAGCUAAGGACUUAGAAGCUAUUAAUAAAAUGAUGAUUUCUGUAAGUGCAAAAAAAAGCGUCGGGAAACGACUUUUGUCAGACGAUACUACAGAUGUAGAAAUGGUAGAGGGACCCUCUCCGAUAAAAAAGUCAACGACCGUUGUCAGAAAACUAGAAAACAUUAUGGACGAGCGCCGUACAAAAAACCAAUAAUUAAACUUCGUUUAGUUCGAAAUAAUCUUUACAAUUUAAGUGAGAGUAUACAAAGUGAAAAUUCGAAGAGAAGUUCUUUUGUAAAAUUUUAUUUUUAUAGAUUAAGUUAAUAGAUCGGAGAUAUUAUGAUUAACAGAUUUAUUAUCUUUUUUUUUGAUCUGAUAUUGUGACUUCUGUUAAUCAAAUUUGAAAAAUCUAUGAACAAAGAAAAAAAGAAUGAACGUCAGAUAUAUGCAUCAAUAACGUAACACAUAUGUCAUAUGUUGCUUUUAAGAGAGAUAAGUGUCAUUUGUCACUAUCAAAUUAAAGCUAUUAAAAAAGGUGCAAUAGUAGUUACUGCUAUACCAAUACAGAGAAGAUUGAAAUGCAAUAUCUGUUUUUGGCUAUGUAGUAAGAAAUAAAUUAUCUUUUGUCAGAUAAUAUCAUCAGGAAUAAAAACAAAAAUUUUUCAAUCUAAUGUAUGGAAUCAUUUUUUUUGUUUUUUUUUUUUUUACUUUUUUACUUUUGUUCAACUUUAACAAACUUUUCAAUUUUGCAUGUUACGCAAAAUACAGUUCGUACAUUCAUCAUAUAUGAAAUUUUUUAAAAUAGAACUACUGUCAUUAAUUUCGAAUGUUCAUAGUUCAUUAAACGAUUGUGUAAUUACACGAUUAUGAUUUUUAAGAUAUUUUCUAUAUCACAAAAUAUUGUAGUUGUGCCGUUAGCAUUUUAUAAUAAUUUUAAGAAAGUAUCAUCUUCAUCUCUGUAUUGAUAUCCAAAAAGAUGCAUGCUUUCAUUCAUAGUAAUAGAAAAACUAAUAACUCUUGCUUGUUAAAAAUCAAGUAAGAAUGAAAAUAUUUUUCUACAGAAACUACGAUAUAUUAUUAUUCGACGAAUUAUGUUGUUAUAUGACUUCUCAUCGAUAUCAAAAAUUAGUAUAAAUAGGGCUUUGUCAUUUACAUCUCAUAAUAGUCAUUAUUUGUUAUUGUCAAUACUAUUGACUAAUUAUACUUUGACUGAACAAUUUGUUAUCUUUACUUAGAUAAACGUCGUACAUCUAAAUUUAUAUAACUGUUACUUGCUUUAGCUAUGUAAAAUUGUAAUAUUAAUUUUACCAAAAUAUUUGAGCAUAUCAAGAAUAAGACAAAUCGAGUUAUAUAUAUAUAUAUACACACACACACGGGUGUGUGCGCGCGCGUAUAUUAUGUAUGUAUGUAUGUGUGUAUGUAUGUAUGUAUGCGUGUAUCUUGGCUACUUGACGCGCGUGCGCGCAUAUGUGUUGUUUGAUAUAUAUAUAUAUAUAUAAUUAAUAUAUAUAUAAUUAAUAUAUAUAUAAUUAAGAUAUAUAUAUAUAUAAUUAAUAUAUAUAUAUAAUUUGACUAAUAUACAUUUACAUUUAUUUUCUUUUAGGCGUAAGUAUCAAUUUAAAUUGAUUGUUUCAAAAUUAAAUAAUUAUAAUUUUUACUACCAAUGUACUUUCAGUUUGGAGUGUCGUAAGUUAGAUAAUUAUUAUGUAUACUAUGAAAUUUAGUCUAUUUUGUCGAUUAAACUCCAAACGGUUCUCCAUUAUCUUUUUUUUUCUUUUUUUUUUUUUUUUAAUUUUAUUUAGUUCUAAGCAUUUUCAAAUUUGACAACUUGAUCUCAUGAGCCUGUCAUUUAAUAUUAAAUAUAAGGUAUAUAGAACACAAGUUGUAAGAUACAAAAAAUUAACAAAAAUUGUAAAAAAUCGUUUCUUCAACUACGAAAAAGUUUGUAAUUUAAGUUAGAAAUGAAAUGCCUUAAUUUGAAUAUAAUGUUUAAUUUUUAGUAAAACAAAUUUUUAAUAUGCGCAAAGAUCACUCAAUGUAUGUAAACUUAAGAGAGGGAAACUACUAUCUGGAAACAAAUAUUAAUGUGCGUGUUACUUUCUGUCAUAUUUCUGGUAUAGUUUCUAUUUACAAGCUUUGAGAAUGAAAAAAAAUGAUAAUAUAUUUGAUUUAUAAAUAUAAUGCACGCUAUCUGCGAUUUUGUUACAGCGAUUAUGACAGUUCCUUCAACCAUUUUUUAAGUGCUGUACAAAUUCAACAUUCUAUUAAUCAUAACUUUUAAUAUAUAUGUACAUAUAUAAUAUUCUAUCAAGUAAAUUAGUUUAAAAAGAU
This is a messenger RNA of Vespula pensylvanica (western yellowjacket), 5345 nucleotides long. RefSeq names its product retinoblastoma-like protein 1. Lineage: Eukaryota; Metazoa; Arthropoda; Insecta; Hymenoptera; Vespidae. Gene Ontology annotation, molecular function: RNA polymerase II transcription regulatory region sequence-specific DNA binding. Bases 124 to 3228 code for a protein of 1034 amino acids. The record is from RefSeq and is a predicted model, not a curated record. Gene Ontology annotation, cellular component: nucleus; chromatin; transcription regulator complex. Gene Ontology annotation, biological process: negative regulation of G1/S transition of mitotic cell cycle; cell differentiation; regulation of transcription by RNA polymerase II. The transcript has 9 exons.